AUGAACACUUUCUUCUUUUUUCUUUUAGCUCUCCCUUUUUUCUCAACUUUCCUUUCUCUCUCUUAUUUUAUACUUUAUCUAUUCUUUCUUCUUUUAAAAUGCCUUUUAGUUUUUCCUCUCACUUGCUUUAUAAUUUUUCUCUUUUUCUUUCUUUUUUUUCCUUUCUCUCUCUUGUUUUAUAAAUUUUUUUCUUUUUCUUUCUUUCUCUCUUUAAGUCUUUUCAUCCAUUACUUUUCCACCCCUACAUUAAUUAAUUCCUUUUUCCCUCCAUCUUUUCUGUCUUCUCUUGUUUUUUUCUUUCAAUCUUCUCCCAUUUUAUCCUUCUUCCUUUUUCAUUCCCUCUCUCUUAAUUUCCCCCCCUUCACUUUCUUCAAUUUUUCUUUCUCAUCGACACUUUGCUUUUUGCCAUUUUCUUUUACUUCAUCUCUUUCUGAUGUUCUCUUUUUUUUAUUUUACAUUUUCUUUAUCUUAUCCACAACCAGCAUCCUUCUUUCAUCCUCACUUUAUCUCUUUGACUUCAUCUUCUCUUUCCUUCUUCCUGUAACUCCUACUCUCUUCUCCUCCUUACACCUUUCCAUGUUCAACUCAAUCAUUGUAUUUCUAUAA
Molecule: messenger RNA, 606 nt
Organism: Acanthosepion pharaonis
Lineage: Eukaryota; Metazoa; Mollusca; Cephalopoda; Sepiida; Sepiidae
Source: the annotation of a GenBank genome assembly